GUUACAGAGUGUGCAACAGAUUUUAAGUGAAUCAGCCGCUUCAAGAAAAACACGCACACACACACACCCCCAUCAAAUUAGCAGCCAUGACUUUGGUAGCAAAUGAAGAUUUCCAGCACAUUCUGCGUGUGCAGAACACAAAUGUUGAUGGAAAACAAAAGAUCAUGUUUGCAAUGACAUCAAUCAAAGGUAUUGGUCGUCGUUUCUCCAACAUUGUUUGCAAGAAGGCUGAUGUUGAUAUGAACAAGAGGGCUGGAGAGCUUUCAAGUGCUGAGAUUGAUAAUCUCAUGACCAUUGUUGCUAAUCCCCGACAGUUUAAAAUCCCAGAUUGGUUUCUUAACAGAAAAAAGGAUUACAAGGAUGGCAAAUACUCCCAAGUCACCUCCAAUGCCCUUGACAUGAAGCUCAGGGAUGAUCUUGAGCGAUUGAAGAAAAUCAGGAAUCAUCGUGGUCUUCGUCACUACUGGACCCUGCGAGUACGUGGACAGCACACCAAGACUACUGGUCGUAGGGGUAAGACUGUUGGUGUGUCUAAGAAGCGAUAAGCGAGUUUCUGUUUUUGUUCUAGAAAACCCUUCUUUAAGUCUCCUAAACAUAUCGGCUUAGAAUGCAGGGGAGAUUUUUUAUGUUAUGGUUUGUACUGUUUGGGAUGUUGAUGGUGGCAAGUUUCUAGGAUGAUUUAUCAUGAGUUUGUUGUUUC
This is a messenger RNA of Erigeron canadensis, 700 nucleotides long. Its product is annotated as 40S ribosomal protein S18-like. Bases 87 to 545 code for a protein of 152 amino acids. The record is from RefSeq and is a predicted model, not a curated record. Gene Ontology annotation, cellular component: small ribosomal subunit; ribosome; cytosol. NCBI's taxonomy places the organism in Eukaryota, Viridiplantae, Streptophyta, Magnoliopsida, Asterales, Asteraceae. The transcript is spliced from 4 exons. Gene Ontology annotation, biological process: translation. Gene Ontology annotation, molecular function: RNA binding; structural constituent of ribosome.